Molecule: messenger RNA, 4376 nt
Organism: Closterium sp. Naga37s-1
Lineage: Eukaryota; Viridiplantae; Streptophyta; Zygnematophyceae; Desmidiales; Closteriaceae
Source: the annotation of a GenBank genome assembly
AUGGGCGGCGUACUGGCGAAGGUUUUCGCUGGUGUGACGGAAGGUCUGAGCGUCGAACGGAUAAGGGGGAAUCACGACGCGCAGGAGCCGGGGGAAAAUGCUCGCGGGGAAAUGAUUGGCGGAAGGGUGGAGGCGGAAGACAGCGCGGGGAAGGUGGAGGGGAGUGGGGGAGAGAUGGCGGUGGCGGAGGAGUGGGGGGAGCUGUGGAAGGGGUGUGGCGGAGGGGAGGGUGGGGAAGUGGGGGGCGAGACAGAGGAGAUGGACUGGGCGGGGGAUGGAUGGCUGGCAGAUACUCAGAUUGUGGGGGAGGAUGAGGAGACGCAGGUGUAUGGUUAUGGUGGGAGUUGGAGCCCUAGUAAAUGUGGGAAUGAAAAGGAAAAGGGAAAGGAAAUUGAUUCGAGUUUGGUUGUUGCUAGGGGGGGACCAGAGAAGGUGACAGGGAAAGGGUUAGAGAGGGGUGGAGGACAGACGGAAGGCGGGCUGGGUGAAAGAGUAAAGCAGGGGCGAGGGGAGGAGAGGCAAGAGGGAGAGAGGCGAGAGGGAGAGAGGCGAGAAGCGGAGAGGGGAGAUGAGGAGAGACGAGAAGCAGGGAAGAAGCAAGAUGAGGGGGAGCGGAAAGAGGAGACGGAAGUGGAAGGGGUAGAGCAGAGGGGAGGAGAGGAGGAGACAGAUAAGGGGGUGAACCGAGAAAAGGGUGGGAAGCAAGGAGAGGAGGGGCAGGAAGAGGAGGAGGAAGAAUCACCUGUGAGCGUCAAAGGCAGAGGAGAGGAUACGCAGGUGGACGCCCUCGGUAUAGUCACUCGCCUGCUGGGCUCCGACAGCCAGCACAGCAGCGACGUGCUUCUACAGAGCCUGCUGCUGGGGGGAGCAGGCGGGGGCGUGGGGGGAGUGGCUGGGGGCGUGGGAGAGGGUGCCAACAAGGGAAGCGGGGCAGGGGGGAAGGGAAGGGAGGCACCGAGCUGGGCGAACUGGCUCAAGCCUGUGGGAAAGGCAGGAGGGAUGGUGGCUGAACGGCAAGUGGUGGCUCCUAGCGUGCAGCAGCCGUUGAAGGCUGUGCUGAGGGAAGAUAGGGUGGAUCCGUACGCGUUGCCUUAUAGUAGUGAGGAAGGUAUAGAAGAGGAGAAAGAGGUGGAAGACGAGGAGGCGGAGGGGGUGGAGGGGUUGGAGCAGGAGGGCACAGGCGGCAAGAAGGGCAGGUCAGUGACUGGUGGGCGUGGGGCAAGCGUAGCAGGGCGAGGGGGGAAGAGAGGGAGAGGGGCAGGGAAAGGUGCAGGAGCAAGCCCAAGCCACGGGCUGGAUAGAGAGUACUUUCUGAAGCUGAGUCAGCUGCAGGAGGAGGAGGAAGAGGAGGAGGAGGGGAAGGGGAAGAGAAGACAGUUGUCAAAGUCUUGGAGAGCAGGAGAGGGCGUAGGAGGAGAGGAGAAGGGGAACGGGGGGCAGCAGAGGGAAGAGGAAGGGGAGAAAGAGGAGGGCGAGGGGAGAGCUGGAAAGGAAGAGAAAGCAGUGGGAGUGCGCGAAGAGGAAUCCGCUCCUUGUGAAGUCGAAGAGGCGGGGCUGCAACAUCCGAGGUUGGGGGAGUCAGCUCCUGUGGAUAGCCAGGAAGGAGGACUGCUGCACCCAAGUCUGGGCGACUCUGCUCCUAUGGAGACUACCCAUAUGGGCGGCUCAGCUCGUAGGAAGAAUACCCAUCAGGGCGACGCAGCUAGUAUGGGGAGUAUGCAGCCGAUCGAACCAGUUCUGCCUGUGGGUAACGUGGUGCUGGGGGAAGCAGCAGGCGGGCAGGUGCAGGGAUCAGAAGACGCGGACGGGCUGCCCUUUGAUUCCCAGGCGGUUUGGAUGGACUCGCAAGCGGUGGAGAUGGGUGCGGGGGGGAGCCUGGGCGUGCAGGUGAGCCUGGGGGAGGUGCUAACUGCGGACCUGGAGAUGUCCCAGCGGUGGAUGGAGGGGGGAGAGGGCAGGGGAGGGAGUGAAGAGGGGGGUGAGAGGGUUGAGAAGGAGAGGGAGGGAGGGAGGCGUGGUGGUGAGGAUGAAGGAAAGGAUGAUGGGAAGGGGGAAAAGGGUGGUAAGGAGGAGGGCAAGGGUGGUGGGGAGGGGAGCAAAGAUGGUGGGGAGGGGGGCAAGGGUAGUGGGGAGGGUGAGAAGGUGGGUAGGGAGAGGGAUGCAGGUGUGACACGAGUGGAAGGUUAUGGAGUGAGUACGGGUGGGGAAGGGAUGGGAGGAAGGGACGGUGGAGGGAGGGAGGUGAAGAGAAGGCGAGUGGGGAGUGAAGGAAAGGGAGGAGAAAGGGAAAUUACAGAGGUGGAACGAGCAGCAGAGGCAGGGGGAGCAGCAGGGGAAGGGGGAGCAGUAGGGGAAGUGGGGGCAGCAGCAGAGACAAGGGCGGGAGCAGAGGCAGGAACCGGAAGAGAGGCAGGGGAAGGAGCAGGAGGCAGCACGAGAGCAGCAGCCGCAGCCAGGGAGCAAGUGGGUGCAAAAGGUGGCAGUACUGCAGGCGAUAUUGCUGGCGGACUUGCUGGCAGCGUUGCUUGUGCGUUCUCCCCCGUGGGUGAAGACACUCAGAUUGCACUCGAUGCCCUUGACCUCAUUCUCGUGCAGAGGGAGGGGGGGAAGGCGGAGGGGGAGGGGGAGGUUGAGGAAGCAGAUGAGGGCGGGAGGGGGAAGAGGAAAGCAGCUGGGAGAGCCGCAGCAGCAGCAGCAGCAACAGCCGCAGCAGCAGCAGCAACAGCAGUGGAGAGGCGGGUGGUGGGGCGCAUGACAGACGUGGGGCAAGGGGCAGGGCUGGUGGGACUGGAACGAGCCCUGGAGGAGGAAGGGGAGCCAGGAGGGGGAGGUGCGACUGGGGAAGAAGGGAAAGGGGGUGGAAAGAAGGUGGAUGGGGAAGGGGAGCAAAGCAGGGAGACUGGGAAGAGGAGAAGGAAUUCGCUCGGGCUGCACGAUGGGUUCUACGAGCUGCUUGAGUCGAGUGAGAGUGAUAAAGGGAGUGAGAAAGGGAGUGAGAAAGGAAGUGAGGAAGGGAGCAAGAAAGGGAAUGAAGAAGGGAGUGAGAAGUGGGUGGAUAUUGCGAGUGACGUGGAGAGUGAUGAGGGUGAGGAGGAAGAUGAGGCGAAGGCGAGGAAAAGGCAGAAAGGCUCGACUGCUGGAGGCAAGCAGGCAAGGAAGAAAGGCGAGAAGGUGAGGGAGAAGGAGGUGGAGCAGAGGGGGUCAGAGAGGGCACAGGGAGGUGGAGCGAGGCAGCAGAGGGGAAAGGCAAGGGCAGAACGCAAGGCAAGCGCGGAGAGCAAGGCAAGGGAAAAUGUGCAGAGACAGGAGGAGCUUAGUGGGGCAAAGGCACGGACGGGGAAUAAUAAGAGUGAAGGGAGUGAGAAGGAGGAGGGACAGGCGGAUCUUAAAGAGAGUAAGACGAGGGGAAAAGCAGUGGAGCAGGGGAAGGGAGUGGUGGAAAGUGAAGGAACCGGGGGGGAUGAUGCGUCCAGGGUAGGGAGGAGCACGAGUGGUAAACGUCAGGGAGGCAAGAGAGUGUUGGCAACAGAAGGAGAUGGGGUGGAGCAGAAGCAAGCGAGGGGCUCUAAAGAAGAAGUUGGAGAAGAAAGCGGAGGAGAACAGAGAGGUGGAGAGGGGCAGGAAUGGGUGGAGGGAGUCGGAUUUCCAGGGAGGGUGAGAAGAAGACGGAGCAGCAGCGGUUCAGCAGGCUCGCAUCGAACCGGGUUGCAUGGUUUGUCUCCAGUGCGGGUACUGUUCAGCCGAUCCCUGGACGGCGACACGAUCGCUGAGCUGACGAGAAUAGUGGAGAGAUUAGGAGGAGAUGUUGUCUGUGAUACCUCCCCUGCCACCAUCACCACUGCCUCUGCCCUCUCCUCCUCCUCGUCCUCCUCUCCUGUGGUUGCGUCUGCCGCUCCUGCUGCUUCCAUCUGCACGCACUUUGUCUCGGCGCCCCGAAUCACCCGCUCGAUCAAUCUGCUUGUUGCUAUCUCCAGGGGCUGCCACGUGUGCACUGCUGAUUGGCUGCAUGCGUGUGCGAAGGCGCGGGGGUUUGUGGAUGCGGGGGAGUAUGGAGUGAGGGACAGGGUGAAGGAGAGGGAGAUGGGUUUCAAGCUGGGAGAGGCAGUGGGGAGGGCGAGGGAGAGAGGGGUGUUGGAGGGGCAGAGAGUGUUUGUGACUCCCAACACCACCCCUGAUGCAUGCUCACUUGCUGCUGUUGCGGCUGCUGCUGGUGCUGAGGUUUCGCCAUCUUUGACUGCUUGCACUGUCCCCACGCUGAUUGUUUCGUGCCAAGUUGACCGAUCCAUGUGGGACGCACAUGCACUGAAAGGUGUGCCUGUAUUUUCACCCGAGUUCCUUCUGACAACAGCGAUGCGUCAACAGCUAGACUGGGGAAG